This is a messenger RNA of Vitis vinifera (wine grape), 1011 nucleotides long. RefSeq names its product histidine kinase 3-like. Gene Ontology annotation, biological process: phosphorelay signal transduction system. The transcript has a single exon. Lineage: Eukaryota; Viridiplantae; Streptophyta; Magnoliopsida; Vitales; Vitaceae. The record is from RefSeq and is a predicted model, not a curated record. Bases 1 to 1011 code for a protein of 336 amino acids.
AUGCUCAUUGCCAAUCCCUCAAAGGUUACUACUGUCUUCUCCGGCGGCUGCUCCAUAUCCAACGAGUACAAGUGCCAGCCAACUAACAACCAGUCUAAUGCUGUCUCGUCAGAAUUUCAGGGCAUGGCAGCAUUAGUUGUGGACCCCAACCCUGUACGGGCCAAGGUGUCAAGGCAUCAUAUCCAGCGGCUGGGGAUCCAUGUUGAAGUCACUUCAGAUUUGAAUCAAGUUUUCUCCGGCAUAAGCAGUGGGAAUACAGCUAUCAACAGAGUCCUAGUUGAACAUGACGUUUGGGAUAAGGACUCAAACCUUUCUGCUCUCUUUGUUAAUAAAUUAAAGAAACUUGAUCUGGAGGUUCCUCCUAAACUGUUUCUUCUAGCUAAUUCCAUCAGCUCUACCAGAAAUAGUGCUGCAAUUUCUGGGGUUUAUAAUUCAACUGUCAUCAUGAAGCCUCUGAGGGCCGGUAUGCUGGCUGCAUCUCUACAGCGAGCCCUGGGUGUUGGGAACAAGGGGGUUUGCCAGAAUGGAGAGCACCCCAGUUUGUCUCUCCGCAGUCUUCUUCGUGGGAGAAAAAUUCUAGUUGUGGAUGACAAUAAUGUGAACCUCAGAGUAGCUGCUGGUGCAUUGAAGAAGUAUGGAGCUGAUAUGGUCUGUGCAGACAGUGGAAAAAGUGCAAUCCCACUGCUUAAACCUCCCCACGACUUUGAUGCCUGUUUCAUGGACAUCCAGAUGCCAGAAAUGGACGGGUUUGAGGCUACUGGGAUAAUUAGGGAAAUGGAACGGAACGUCAAUAGUCGAAUCCAACAUGGAGAAGUUUCUGUGGAAGCUUAUGCAAAUAUUUCGAACUGGCACCUACCCAUUUUGGCCAUGACUGCAGAUGUCAUCCAGGCCACACACGAGGAAUGCCUGAGGUGCGGAAUGGAUGGACACGUAUCAAAACCAUUUGAAGCCGAACAACUUUAUCGCGAGGUUUCACGCUUCUUUCAACCACCUCCAGAACAGAACCAAUAG